GCAGCGGGGCUGUGGAGAGGCUGGUGGUGGGAGCCGCAACGGGCAGGAUGCGGCUGCGGCUCCUGGUGGCCGUACUCUGCACUGGGAUCCUCGCAGGAGCACCCCAGGCGCGGGCCCAGCACCGGGAGAGAGUGACCUGCACGCGCCUCUACGCUGCUGAUAUCGUCUUCCUGCUGGACGGCUCCUCGUCCAUCGGCCGCAACAACUUCCGCGAAGUGCGGGGAUUCCUUGAGGGGCUGGUGCAGCCCUUUGUGGGGGCAGCCAGUCCGCAGGGCGUGCGCUUUGCUGUCGUGCAGUACAGCGACGACCCACGGACCGAGUUCGGCCUGGAUGCACUGGGCUCAGGGAGUGAUGUGAUCCGUGCAGUCCGGGAGCUCAGCUACAAGGGGGGCAACACACGCACGGGCGCCGCGAUUCUCCACGUGGCCGACCACGUUUUCCUGCCCCAGCUGGCCCGACCUGGCGUCCCCAAGGUGUGCAUCCUCAUCACAGACGGGAAGUCCCAGGACCUGGUGGACGCAGCUGCCCUGAGGCUGAAGGGCCAAGGAGUCAGGCUGUUUGCUGUGGGGAUCAAGAACGCUGACCCCGAGGAGCUGAAGCGAGUCGCCUCUCAGCCCACCAGCGACUUCUUCUUCUUCGUCAAUGACUUCACCAUCCUGCGGACCCUGCUGCCCCUCGUGUCCCGGAGAGUGUGCACCACUGCCGGCGGUGUGCCUGUGGCCCUGCCCUCUGGUGGCACGCCCUCUGGCCCCCGAGACCUGGUGCUGUCUGAGCCCGGCAGCCAGUCCCUGAGAGCACAGUGGACAGCGGCCAGUGGCCCUGUGACCGGCUACAGGGUCCAGUACACUCCUCUGACAGCGCUGGGGCAGCCCUUGCCAGGCGGACAGCAAGAGGUGAGCGUCCCAGCUGGGGAGACCAGCGUACGGCUGCAGGAUCUCCACCCACUGACAGAGUAUGAAGUGACCGUGGUCGCCCUCUACGCCAAUAGCAUCGGGGAGGCUGUGAGCGGCACCACUUGGACCACUGCCCUGGAGGGGCCGGAGCUGACCAUCCGGAACACCACGUCCCACAGCCUCCUGGUGGCCUGGCAGAGCGUGCCAGGGGCCACUGGCUACCGUGUGACAUGGCAGGUCCUCCGUGGCGGGCCCACGCAGCAGCAGGAGCUGGGCCCAGGGCAGCAGUCUGUGUUGCUGCGUGACCUAGAGCCCAGCACGGACUAUGAGGUGACCGUGAGUGCCCUACUGGGCCGCAGCGCAGGGUCUGCGGCCUCCCUGACUGCCCGCACUGACAGUGUUGUGGAGCAAACCCUGCAUCCAGUUAUCCUGAGCCCUACAUCCAUCCUCCUUUCCUGGAACUUGGUGCCUGAGGCCCGUGGCUACCGGCUGGAGUGGCAGCGUGAGAGCGGUGGGGAGGUGCCCCAGAAGGUGGUGCUGCCCUCCGAUGUGACCCGCUACAGGCUGGAUGGGCUGCAGCCGGGCACCGAGUACCGCCUCACCCUCUACACCCUGCUGGAGGGCCGUGAGGUGGCCACCCCCGCGGCUGUAGUCCCCACCGAGCCUGAGCUGACCGUGGGCCCCGUCAUGGACCUGCAGGCCACUGAGCUGCUGGGGCAGCGCGUGAGGGUGUCCUGGAGCCCCGUCCCCGGUGCCACUGAGUACCACGUCACUGUGCGCAGCACCCAGGGGGUUGAGCGGACUCUGGUGCUCCCCGGGAGUCAGACGGCCUUCGACCUGGAUGACGUCCGGGCUGGACUGAGCUACAUGGUGCGGGUGUCUGCCCGAGUGGGCCUCCGUGAGGGUGCUGCCAGCAUCCUCACUGUCCGCCGGGAACCGGAAGCCCCGCUUGCCAUUGCCGGGCUGAGGGUUGUGGCCUCAGAUGCUACACGAGUACGCGUGGCCUGGGAGCCUGUUCCUGGAGCCAGCGGAUUUCGGAUUAGCUGGAGGACAGGCAGUGGUCCGGAGUCCAGCCAGACGUUGCCCCAAGGAUCCACUGCUGUGGACAUCACGGGGCUGCGGCCUGGCACGUCCUACCAGGUGGCUGUGUCAGCACUGCGUGGCAGAGAGGAGGGCCCCCCCGCGCUCACUGUGGCUUCCACUGACCCACUGGGCGCAGUGAGGACUGUCCAUGUGACUCAGACUGGCCGCUCAUCUGCCACCGUCGCCUGGAGCAAGGUUCCUGGUGCCACCGGAUACAGGGUCUCUUGGCACUCAGGCCAUGGCCCAGAGAAAUCCCAACUGGUUUCUGGGGAGGCCACGGCGGCUGAGCUCGACGGACUGGAGCCAGAUACGGAGUACACAGUGCAUGUGCGGGCCCACGUGGCCGGUGUGGAUGGGACACCUGCCUCUGUGGUUGUGCGGACAGACCCCGAGCCCGUGGGCAGUGUGUCGAAGCUGCAGAUCCUCAACGCUUCCAGUGAUGUCCUGCGGGUCACCUGGGUGGGGGUCGCCGGGGCCACAGCCUACAGACUGGCCUGGGGCCCGAGCGAGGGUGGCCCCACGAGACACCAGGUGCUCCCAGGAAACACAGACUCUGCAGAAAUACGGGGCCUCCGAGGCGGAGUCAGCUACUCGGUGCGAGUGACAGCGCUGGUCGGAGACCGCGAGGGCGCCCCAGUCUCCAUUGUCGUCACGACGCCGCCCGCCGCCCCGCUGGCCCCCGAGGCUCUCCGCGUGGUGCGCCGGGGGCAGCACUCGCUGGGGCUGCGGUGGCAGCCAGUGCCUGGGGCCCACGGCUUCCGUCUGCGCUGGCGACCGGAGGGUGGCCGGGAGCAGGCCCGGGACGUGGGGCCCGAGUUCAGCAGCUAUGACCUGGCGGAGCUGGAGCCGGCCACCCGCUACCACGUGUGGCUGAGCGUCCUGGGGCCGGCUGGAGAAGGGCCCCCCGCAGAGGUGACCGCGCGCACUGAGUCACCCCGCGUUCCGAGCGCUGAGCUGCGUGUGGUGGGGGCCUCCAUCGAUUCGGUGACUCUGGCCUGGAGCCCGGUGUCUGGGGUGUCCAGCUACGUCCUGUCCUGGCGUCCACUCGGAGCCCCUGGCCCAGAAAUGCCUGGGGCCUCGCAGACACUUCCGGGCAGCUCCAGCACCCAUCGGGUGACAGGACUAGAGCCUGGUGUCUCCUACGUCUUCUCCCUGACACCUGUCCAGGAUGGUGUGCAGCGCCCCGAGGCCACUGUCACACAGAGCCCAGUGUGUCCACAGGGCCUGCUGGACGUGGUGUUCCUGCUGCAUGCCACCCGGGACAGCACUCAUCGUGCAGAGGCUGUCAGGCGGGCCCUGGAGCGUCUGGUGUCUGCGCUUGGGCCUCUUGGGCCUCAGGCCGUCCAGGUUGGCCUCCUGUCCUACAGCCAUCGACCUUCCCCGCUGUUGCCGCUGAACAGCUCCCAUGACCUUGGAACCGUCCUGGAGAAAAUCCGCAGUGUGCCCUACGUGGACCCAAGUGGGAACAACCUGGAUACGGCAGUGGACACAGCUCACAGACACCUGUUGGCACCAGAUGCGCCUGGGCGCCGCCGGCAUGUGCCGGGGGUGAUGGUUCUGCUAGUAGAUGGGCCCUUGGGAGGCGACGUCUUCAACUCUGUCCGCAGGGCGCAGGCUGCUGGGCUCAAGGUGAUGUUACUGGGCCUGGCGGGAGCUGACCCACAGCAGCUGCGUCACCUAGCGGCGGGCACGGAACCAGCCCAGACCUUCUCUACUGAGGAUGAUGGUCCGAGCUUGGACCGGGCAGUUAGCGGUCUGGCGACAUCCCUGUGUCAGGUGGCCGUGGCCACCCAGCCAGAGCCUUGCUCCGUGCACUGUCCAAAGGGCCAGAAGGGGGAGCCCGGAGAGGUGGGCCCAACAGGACAAGCUGGGCCUCCCGGCUCCCCUGGACCCCCGGGCAGGAUCGGUGCUCCUGGCCCCCAGGGCCCUACCAGAAGUACCAUUGCAAAGGGCGACAGGGGCUUCCCCGGGGCAGAUGGGCCGCCAGGCAGUCCUGGGCACCCCGGUACUCCUGGAAGCCCUGGCUCGAAGGGCUCCCCAGGGUGGCCUGGCCCUCGUGGAGAACCGGGAGAGCGAGGGCCUCGAGGCCCGAAGGGGGAGCCGGGAGAGCCGGGCCGAGCUGGAGGCGAGGGCCCGUGGCUGCCUGGGCCGAGAGGGGAUCCUGGUCCUCCGGGCUCCCCUGGAUCUCGUGGCCCUUCAGGAGACCCAGGACCCCGUGGUCCUCCAGGACUUCCUGGAACACCUGUGAAGGGUGACAAAGGCGACCGUGGGGAGCGGGGCCCCCCUGGACCAGGGGAUGGUGGCACUGCUCCGGGGGAGCCCGGGCUGCCGGGUCUUCCUGGAAAUCCCGGACCCCAAGGCCCAGUUGGCCCCUCUGGGGAGAAAGGGGAAAAGGGGGACUGUGAGGACGGAGGGCCAGGCCUCCCCGGACAGCCCGGAGCCCCGGGUGAGCCGGGCCUGCGGGGACCUCGUGGAGACCUCGGCCCCAAGGGUGACCGGGGCCUGACAGGGACUGCGGGUGAGCCUGGAGAGAAGGGCGAGCGUGGAUCCCCCGGCCCAGUGGGACCUCAGGGGCUUCCAGGAGUUGCUGGACGUCCUGGAGCCGAGGGUCCCGAGGGGCCACCAGGACCCACUGGCCGGCGAGGAGAGAAGGGGGAGCCUGGUCGCCCUGGGGACCCUGCAGUGGCGGGACCGGCCAGUGCUGGAGCCAAAGGAGAGAAGGGAGACAUGGGGCCCCCUGGGCUCAGAGGAGGUUCCGGAGCCAAAGGGGAGCAGGGCCUGCCCGGCUUGGCUAUUCCUGGAGACCCUGGCCCCAAGGGGGACCCUGGAGCCCGGGGUCCCAUGGGCCUCACCGGCAGAGCAGGAGCCCCGGGCGACUCAGGGCCUUCUGGAGAGAAGGGAGACCCCGGGCGGCCUGGUGCCCCCGGACCCGUCGGCCUCCGAGGACGAGAUGGUGAAGCUGGAGAGAAAGGCGAUGAGGGCCCCCCGGGUGACCCUGGUCUGCCUGGAAAAGCUGGCGAGCGAGGCCUUCGGGGGGCGCCGGGAGCCCGAGGGCCCGUGGGCGAGAAGGGAGACCCCGGGGAUCCGGGAGAGGACGGUCACAACGGCGCUCCCGGACCCGCCGGACCCAAGGGUGACCGUGGAGAGCCGGGCCCCCCAGGACCCCCUGGACGGCUGGUGGAGCCGGGACUUGGAGCCGGAGAGAAGGGGGAGCCUGGAGACCGUGGCCAGGAGGGCCCUCGAGGACCCAAGGGUGACCCAGGCGCCCCUGGAGCCCCCGGGGAGAGGGGGGACCCAGGUGUCCGAGGCCCAGCCGGAGAGAAGGGUGACCGUGGCUCCCCUGGCCUGGAUGGCCGCAGCGCGCUGGAUGGGAAGCCGGGAGCCCCUGGCCCCCCCGGGCUGCAGGGCGCCACAGGCAAAGCUGGGGACCCAGGGAGAGAUGGGCUCCCAGGCCUCCGAGGAGCACACGGCCCCGCCGGCCCCCCCGGAGCCCCGGGAAAGCAGGGCGAGGAUGGCAGGCCUGGCUCAAGUGGCAAAAAUGGAGAACCUGGGGACCCUGGAGAAGACGGGAGGAAGGGAGAGAAGGGAGAUCCAGGCGCCCCGGGCAGAGAGGGUCGCGACGGCCCCAAGGGUGAGCGUGGAGCUCAUGGUAGCCCUGGAUCCCAGGGCCUGCCAGGCCCCGUGGGGCAGGUCGGCCCUCCUGGCCAGGGUUUUCCUGGUGUCCCUGGAAGCCCAGGCCCCAAGGGCGACCGUGGGGAGACUGGACCCAGAGGGGAACAGGGCCUCCCUGGAGAGCGUGGCCUGAGAGGAGAGCCUGGGAGUGUGGGGAACGUGGAGCGGAUGCUGGAAACUCUUGGCAUCAGGACAUCUGUCCUGCGAGAGAUGCUGAGGACCUGGGAUGAGAGCUCCAGUGGCUUCCUGCCAGUGCCCGAACGGCAGCCUGGCCCCAAGGGGGACCCAGGCGAGAGGGGUGCCCCAGGCAAGGAGGGCUCCACUGGCAUUUCUGGAGAACGUGGUCCGAAGGGAGAUCGUGGAGACCCCGGCCCUCAGGGGCCACCUGGCCUGGCACUUGGGGAGAGGGGCCCCCCUGGACCUCCCGGUCUUGCCGGGGAGCCUGGAAAACCUGGAAUUCCUGGGCUCCCCGGCCAGGCUGGGGGAGUGGGGGAAGCAGGAAGGCCAGGAGAGAGGGGAGAUCGGGGAGAGAAAGGGGAGCGUGGAGAGCAGGGAAGAGACGGCACCCCCGGCCCGCCUGGCCUCCCGGGCUCCCCGGGCCCCAAGGCAGACAUGGACAAGCCAGGUCUCGGACUCUCUGGAGAACAAGGACCCCCUGGACUCAAGGGUGCAAAGGGGGAGUCGGGCAGUGACGGCGACCACGGCCCCAAAGGAGACAGGGGUCUACCAGGCAUCAAGGGAGCCCAGGGUGAGCCUGGACAAAGAGGUCACAAUGGCAGCCCGGGCCUGCCAGGGGAGCGUGGAGUGGCUGGGCCUGAAGGGAAGCCGGGUCUGCAAGGUCCCAGGGGGGCCCCUGGCCCCACGGGCAGCCAUGGAGACCCUGGACCACCCGGUGCCCCGGGUCUCGCUGGCCCGGCAGGACCCCAGGGACCUUCUGGCCUCAAAGGGGAGCCUGGAGAGACAGGACCCGCAGGACGGGGCCUGCCUGGACCUACUGGACCCGUGGGAUUGCCCGGCCCCCCCGGCUCUUCGGGCCUCGUGGGUCCUCAGGGGGCGCCAGGUUUUCCGGGACAAGUGGGGGAGACAGGGAAGCCAGGAGCCCCUGGUCGUGACGGUGCCAGUGGAAAAGAUGGAGACCGAGGAGCCCCCGGCGUGCCGGGAUCCCCAGGCCUGCCCGGCCCUGUUGGACCUAAAGGAGAGCCUGGACCCGUGGGCACCCCUGGGCAGGCUGCGGUCGGGCCCCCUGGAGCAAAGGGAGAGAAGGGAGCCCCCGGAGGCCUUGCUGGAGACCUGCUGGGAGAGCCGGGAGCCAAAGGUGACCGGGGACUGCCUGGGCCUCGGGGUGAGAAGGGGGACGCCGGCCGAGCCGGGGAGCCUGGAGACCCUGGGGAAGAUGGUCAGAAAGGGGCUCCAGGACUCAAGGGUAACAAGGGUGACGCUGGAGUUGGGGUCCAGGGACCCCCUGGGCUGGCUGGUCCACCAGGUCUGAAGGGAGAUUUGGGCCCCCCUGGUGCCCCCGGUGCUCCUGGGGUUGUCGGAUUCCCUGGUCAGACGGGCCCUCGAGGAGAGACGGGUCAGCCGGGUUCCAGCGGAGAGCGGGGACUUGCAGGCCCCCCAGGGAGAGAUGGAGCCCCGGGUCCCUUGGGACCACCUGGGCCUCCAGGGUCAGUGGGAGUGCCCGGGGCCUCUGGACCAAAAGGAGACAAGGGGGACGCUGGAGCAGGGCUGCCUGGGGCCCGUGGCGAGCGUGGGGAGCCAGGCGUUCGGGGUGAAGACGGCCGCCCCGGCCAGGAAGGACCCCGAGGCCUCAUGGGCCCCCCGGGCGGCCGGGGGGAGCGUGGGGAGAAGGGUGACGCUGGACUGGCAGGGUCAAAGGGCGACAAGGGUGACUCAGCUGCCGCCAUAGGGCCUCCGGGGCCACGGGGCACCAAGGGGGACACGGGUGAAAGAGGGCCUCGGGGCAUAGAUGGUGAUGAAGGACCUCGGGGAGCCAGUGGGAGCCCCGGCGAGAAGGGUGUCAAGGGAGAGCCUGGCGACAGGGGCUCAGCCGGGUUGCUGGGAGCACGUGGACUCACUGGACCCAAGGGUGAGCCUGGUGCUGCAGGGACCCCUGGGGACCCGGGACCCCCAGGAAAGGAUGGAGCCCCUGGUGUCCGAGGAGACAGAGGAGAUGCUGGCUUCAUGGGUCCCCGGGGCCUCAAGGGCGAACGGGGGCUCAAGGGAGCUUGCGGCCUGGACGGAGAGAAGGGAGAUAAGGGAGAUACUGGUCCCCCAGGCCGCCUGGGGCUGGCAGGUCGCAAGGGAGAUGCGGGCGAGCCCGGUGUGCCCGGCCAGUCUGGGGCCCCUGGGAAGGAGGGCCUGAUUGGUCCCAAGGGUGACCGAGGCUUUGAUGGGCAGCCAGGACCCAAGGGCAGCCAGGGGCAGAAAGGGGAGCGGGGGACCCCAGGAAUUGGGGGCCUCCCAGGCCCCAGGGGCAAUGAUGGCCCUAGCGGCCCCCCUGGGCCACCUGGCAGUGUUGGUCCCGGAGGCCCUGAAGGACUGCAGGGCCAGAAGGGUGAACGAGGGCCCCCUGGAGAGCAUGUGGUGGGCGCCCCGGGGGCCCCUGGGGCCCCUGGAGAGAGAGGGGAGCAGGGGCGUCCGGGACCCGUGGGCCCCCGCGGUGAGAAGGGAGAGGCCGCGCUGACGGAGGAUGACAUCCGGGCCUUUGUGCGUCAGGAGAUGAGUCAGCAUUGUGCUUGCCAAGGCCAGUUCAUCGCAUCGGGAUCGCGACCCCUCCCCAGUUACACUGCAGACCCCGCCGGGCCCCAGCUGCACCGCGUGCCUGUGCUGCAGGUCUCCCACAUGGAGGAGGAAGGCCUGGUGCCCCCCGAGGAUGCUGAGUACGAGUACUCUGAGUACUCAGUGGAGGAGUACCACGGCCCUGACCCUCCUCGGGAGGGCAAUGACCCCUGCUUGCUUCCGCUGGACGAGGGCUCCUGCGCCGCCUACACUCUGCGCUGGUACCACCGGGCUGGGGCAGGGGGCACGGAGGCCUGUCACCCCUUUGUCUACGGUGGCUGCGGAGGGAAUGCCAACCGUUUUGAGACCCGUGAGGCCUGUGAGCGCCACUGCCCACCCAGGCUGCUCCAGAGCCGGGGCACAGGUGCCUCCCACCGCUGAGGCUGGCGCCCUGCCAGUGAAGUCCCGAGGGUCACAUCUCAGCAGGAUUCCGGACCCUCCCUUGGUGCUAGAAGCCUGUGUGCGUGUGAGCAUGCACAGCGCGUCUGUUAUUUCAGUGGCCGGGCCCGUGGGCCUGGCCUUCCCCUGUGGACAGACCCCCAUUGUGGGUCCUGCCUCCCCGGCAGAUGACUCAUUGUGGGGGUGGCUGUGGGGGUGAGCGGUGUGGCUCUGACCCACCCUUGACCCCAGCCUGUGAUGACAUGGUGCUGAUUCUGGGGGGCAUUAAAGCUGCUGUUUCAAAGGCC
Molecule: messenger RNA, 9112 nt
Organism: Manis pentadactyla (Chinese pangolin)
Lineage: Eukaryota; Metazoa; Chordata; Mammalia; Pholidota; Manidae
Gene: COL7A1
Product: collagen type VII alpha 1 chain
Exons: 118
Coding region: 48-8807 (2919 amino acids)
Molecular function (GO): serine-type endopeptidase inhibitor activity; protein binding
Source: RefSeq, a predicted model, not a curated record